UCUCAAGCCCAGCCCGGCGCUGGGACUCGGAGGGCGAGGUGAUGAGAAACAACUCCACCACCUCUCCCUGCAUAUAGCUAUAGCUUGAUCAGCGACUGAGAUAGCUGUCCGGUUUCCUUUGGAGAACAAUCCGCCACGGAGGCACGCUCCAGAGACAGAAUUUACAGAUGUGCCCCACAAUUACAGAUGUGCUACACAUGUAGCCAACUCCCUCUCGUUCCACCUAACCCAAUCCUUCAUGACCAGUUGCCACCUGGCUCUAGCACUGCUGGCCAAGAAAGACUCUCUCCCACACACCGCAUUUUCUUGGAGCGGAGGAGAGAGGGGAAGAUGGAUGAUGACUUGUAUGCGGAGGAGAACAUAACCUAUCUAUUGUCCCACAACAGGUCUGUCAAUGAAUCCGACGCCAACCAGUUCGCGCAGCCCGCUUGGCAGAUCACCCUCUGGGCUGUCGCCUACUCUCUCAUUGUGAUCGUGGCGGUGGUGGGAAAUAUCGUGGUGAUGUGGAUCAUCCUAGCGCACAAGAGGAUGAGGACGGUGACCAAUUAUUUCCUGGUGAACCUGGCUUUUGCAGAAGCCUCCAUGGCCGCCUUUAACACCGUCGUCAAUUUCACCUAUGGCAUCCACAACGAGUGGUACUAUGGGCUGCUCUACUGCAAGUUCCACAACUUCUUCCCCAUCGCCGCGGUGUUUGCCAGCAUCUACUCUAUGACAGCCAUCGCCGUGGACAGGUACAUGGCUAUUAUCCAUCCAUUGCAACCCCGACUGUCAGCCACAGCCACCAAGGUGGUCAUCACCGUUAUUUGGUCCCUGGCUUUAUUGCUGGCGUUCCCGCAGGGUUAUUACUCGACGACAAUACAGUUUACCGACAGGGUGGUGUGUCUGGUGGACUGGUCAGAGUAUGAGACCAGGGCGUAUGAAAAAACGUGA
Molecule: messenger RNA, 930 nt
Organism: Chelonoidis abingdonii (Abingdon island giant tortoise)
Lineage: Eukaryota; Metazoa; Chordata; Testudines; Testudinidae
Source: RefSeq, a predicted model, not a curated record